AUGGCACCGUCCCAUAACGGCUCUGCGCUCGCGGGGAACCUCACCAACCAGUUCGUGCAGCCUCCGUGGCGCGUGGCGUUGUGGUCACUCGCCUACAGCUCGAUCCUGGCCGUGGCCGUGUUCGGCAACCUGGUGGUCAUGUGGAUCAUCCUGGCGCACAAGCGGAUGCGCACAGUCACCAACUACUUCUUGCUGAACCUGGCCUUCUCGGACGCGUCCAUGGCCGCCUUCAACACGCUGGUCAACUUCGUGUACGCCACGCACGGGGACUGGUACUUCGGAGAGGCGUACUGCAAGUUCCACAACUUCUUCCCAGUCACCGCUGUGUUCGCCAGCAUCUACUCCAUGACCGCCAUAGCGGUGGACAGGUACAUGGCCAUAAUUCAUCCGCUGAAGCCUCAUCUGUCGGCCACUGCUACUAAAGUGGUGAUCGUAUGUAUCUGGGUGCUGGCUGUGGUGCUGGCCUUUCCCCUCUGCUUCUUCUCCACCAUUAGAAAAUUACCCAAGAGGACUCUUUGCUACGUGGCCUGGCCUAGACCCGGGGAGGACCCCUUCAUGUACCAUAUCAUAGUGACUGCAUUGGUGUACAUGCUGCCCCUAGUGGUGAUGGGCAUUACCUACACUAUAGUAGGGGUGACGCUGUGGGGAGGGGAGAUCCCUGGAGACUCGUCAGACAACUACCACGGCCAGUUACGUGCCAAGAGGAAGGUGGUGAAGAUGAUGAUCAUUGUGGUCGUGACCUUUGCCAUCUGCUGGUUGCCGUACCACGUGUACUUCCUGAUCACGGGCCUCAACAAGCAGCUGGUGAAGAAGAAGUCCAUCCAGCAGGUCUAUCUCUCAGUCAUGUGGCUUGCCAUGAGCUCCACCAUGUACAACCCCAUCAUCUACUGCUGCCUCAACAGCAGGUUUCGGGCCGGCUUCAAGCGGGCUUUCCGCUGGUGCCCCUUCGUGCGCUUGUCCAGCUAUGAUGAGCUGGAGCUAAGGGCUACACGCCUGCAGGUGGCCCGGCAAAGCAGCAUGUACACGUUGUCCCGCAUGGAAACCACUGUAGUAGCCGUGUGUGACUCCAGCGAGCCAUCUACCAACCCGGCCCGAAAAAGCCUAAUCAACCACCACCAUAAUGGCUGCUCUCAUUCCACCAAAAGCAGAGCGGCCACCUACACACCCAGCGACCCUCAGGAGGAGUUCUGCUGA
Messenger RNA from Colossoma macropomum (tambaqui), 1194 nucleotides. RefSeq names its product tachykinin receptor 3a (gene tacr3a). Gene Ontology annotation, molecular function: tachykinin receptor activity. The record is from RefSeq and is a predicted model, not a curated record. Lineage: Eukaryota; Metazoa; Chordata; Actinopteri; Characiformes; Serrasalmidae. Gene Ontology annotation, cellular component: sperm midpiece; plasma membrane. Gene Ontology annotation, biological process: G protein-coupled receptor signaling pathway; positive regulation of flagellated sperm motility.